Haemonchus placei is the source of this 1326-nucleotide messenger RNA. The record is from the annotation of a GenBank genome assembly. Lineage: Eukaryota; Metazoa; Nematoda; Chromadorea; Rhabditida; Trichostrongylidae.
CUGGCAUCUUUGAACUGUCCAACAUUUGCUACCAAAUGUAAAUGGGCCAAUACCAACGACGAAGAGCUGGACUGGACAACGUUACAGGCGGUUCCGAAUCCGGACCGAUUUUUAUCACUCGUUGAUGGCGAGGACUAUCCCGAUCCGGCCGCAGGUGUUCUCACGUCACCUCAACGCCCUGGUUGGGAAGGAGGUCAGCUGAUAUCUGACCCACUUCCCUGUCUUCCAUAUGGUAUUCGAGUUACUGCUACAGCAUGGAAAACACAAAACGGUCCCCCUAACGAACAACCAAAAUUGCAGGUUUGCUCGAAAAACGUGGUUGAAGUGAGGUUUCCGUUGGUGAACUGCAACGAAUUUGAGGUCCGCAACGGAGUUCCAGUGAGCGUUGAUGUGCCUGCUGCUAACAGUCCCAGCCAACCCGCUCACAUUGUUUUUUAUGGAAACAAUUUCGUAUCACCACAAGGUGGAGCCAUAUUUCUGCAAGAUAUUGUUGUCGAAGGAACUCUUACGUGUGGUGGCGAUCAAAAUCCAAGUGACCAUCCCAAGCUGAUAGAUGAAGCAGAAGUAUUCCGGAAGCAGCCAUCUGGCGAUGAUCUUCAGCAGUUGGUGAUGGAGGGCUUGUCCAGCUUGGAGGCCCUUGUAGAUGGAACACCGGAGAAGAUGUCAAACAAAAUACUGAAUCCCCUGACGUCGAUGUCUGGUAAUCCACACGAUAAAGCUUCGAUCGUGCAAUCGAUUUCUGCGGAACGUUCACAACAAAUGCCUUUCACAACAUCUACCCUACCGCCACCCGCGAUGAUGCUUUCGCCAGCACUUUUUGAGAGCUGUUUGGAACUUUCAUGCAAUCCUUCUGAUCUCAGCUGUUCAUUCUGGCGGUCUUCUGGAAACACUCGCUGGGAGAUUGGAUCCGCAGGAAGGCUUUCCAAUCCUCUUACGGGGAUAAAUCAGCUACCGGAAACAGGCCAAAAGUUUCUUGUGGCUCCAUUCAUGGAUUCGAAUACUAAGAGCUACACCUUGGUCUCGGAAGCUAUGACCGUUCCUCUAAUGGAAACUGUGUAUUUCUGUUUCUAUGAAUACUUUGCCACUCAAGGGUUUGUCUUAUCGAUAUGCACCGACAGGAUGGAUUGCUUCUACAGGAAAGAUAACCUGAUGACUGGAAACUCUAUUGAUGAUAAUAAAAAGUGGAAUGUCCGUUGCGUGAAAUUGCCAGUGGGAACUUAUGAACUGCGAGUGAUCGCUGAGAAUAACGGUGAGAACAAAGGCGAGAUUGGAUUUCUACCCAUCCGGCUCGCACGUGAUCCUACUGGACAACAAAUGAUUUGCUGA